Protobothrops mucrosquamatus (brown spotted pit viper) is the source of this 1587-nucleotide messenger RNA. RefSeq names its product chondroitin sulfate N-acetylgalactosaminyltransferase 1 (gene CSGALNACT1). The coding region runs from base 1 to 1587 and encodes 528 amino acids. The record is from RefSeq and is a predicted model, not a curated record. NCBI's taxonomy places the organism in Eukaryota, Metazoa, Chordata, Lepidosauria, Squamata, Viperidae. The transcript is spliced from 7 exons. Gene Ontology annotation, cellular component: Golgi cisterna membrane. Gene Ontology annotation, molecular function: glucuronosyl-N-acetylgalactosaminyl-proteoglycan 4-beta-N-acetylgalactosaminyltransferase activity.
AUGAUGGCUCGUCGUGGUAUAAUAGCAUGGCUCUCUCGAAUAGUAGUUGUACUUGUGUUCUUCUGCUGUGCAGCAUCUGUGUUCUACAUGUUGACCUGCACACCAAGAGGUAACCAUCAGCAACCUGCAUUCUUCAGAGUUAACAGCCCAACAGGAAAAGAGGAAUAUCAGGCAAUCCUACAAAAAGGAGAAGAAUAUUAUUGGGACCAUAUUAACAGCCUGAAAAAACAAAUUGCUGAGCUGAAAGAUAAGCUUAAGGAAAGGAGCGAACUACUGAAGAACAUGCAAGGUCAAGAUGCACAGGAGGUUAGAUUAGACCUAGGAAACUCUGAGAAAUCCCAGAAAACUCUGCUGCAGUUCCUCCAUUCCCAGAUUGACAAAGCAGAAAUACUUACUGGCAUCAAGCUACCAACUGAAUAUGCUGCAUUGCCCUUUGAAAGCUUCACUCAACAAAAAGUUUAUCAGCUGGAGAUGGGACUUUUACGUCAUCCUGAGGAAAAGCCUGUGCGUAAGGACAAGAGGGAUGAAUUGGCAGAAGCUAUUGAGUCAGGGCUGGAGAUUUUAAAUAGGCCAAAGAGUAACAGCAACAUAAAUCAUCGAAUAUACUCCAUCUCUGACUUCAUAGAAGGCAUUCACCGGACUGAAAGAGAUAAAGGCACUCUAUAUGAGUUGAUAUUCAAAGGAAGCAAAAAAUAUGAAUUCAAGCGCAUUGUUCUUUUCAGACCAUUUGGCCCCAUCAUGAAUGUCGCAAAUGAAAACCUCAAUAUGGCCCACACUCUUAUUAAUGUCAUAGUGCCACUGGCAAAAAGGGCCAGCAAGUUUCAGCAGUUUAUGCACAAUUUCAGGGAGGUGGCUAUGAAGCAAGAUGGAAGAAUUCACCUGACUGUAGUGUAUUUUGGAACUGAACAAAUGAGCAAAGUCAAAGAAAUCCUAGAAAACAUAUCCAAAUCAGCUAAUUUCAGAAAUUACUCAUUUAUCCAGCUGGAUGAAGCGUUCUCCAGGGGGAAAGGUCUGGACGUGGGUGCAAGAUUUUGGAAAGGAAACAACGUUGUACUAUUUUUCUGUGACGUGGAUAUAUAUUUCACAAAGGAAUUCCUGAACACGUGUAGAUUAAACACACAACCAGGAAAGAAAGUAUUCUAUCCUGUUCUUUUCAGCCAGUACAACCCAAGUCUAAUAUAUGGACAGCAAAAUUCCAUUCCACCCUUAAAACAACAGCUGGUAAUAAAAAAAGAGACAGGAUUUUGGAGAGACUUUGGGUUUGGAAUGACUUGUCAAUUUCGUUCUGAUUACAUCAAUAUUGGAGGGUUUGAUCUUGACAUUAAAGGAUGGGGAGGAGAAGAUGUACAUCUGUACCGUAAAUACCUUCACAGCAACCUCAUGGUUAUCAGGACACCAGUCCGGGGACUUUUCCACCUUUGGCAUGAAAAGCAUUGCUUAGAUGAGCUGAACCCAGAACAAUACAAGAUGUGCAUCCAGUCUAAAGCUAUGAAUGAAGCUUCUCAUGACCAGCUAGGCCUGCUGGUCUUCCAACGGGAGAUUGAAGCUCAUCACCGUAAACAAAAAGCAAAUAAUAGGAAUAUGUGA